AUGAUAGGCUCAUCAUCAGUUCUACUUCGUCGUCUUGCCAGACGUAAAAGAGUUGGAGGUGCCAAGUAUUACACCAAUACAACAGAUGAAGAGGAAAUGAUAGAUCAUGGAAAUGAUAUUUCAACAGUUGGAACUCAUCAUCCUAUGGUAAGAUAUUUAGAAAGUGAUGAGGAAGGAGAAGCAAUGCCUCUCAUUUCAACUACAACAACCAAUGGUGGAGAGAAGGCACUUUCACCAAUAGGAGUUGGAAGUACAAUUGAUGAUGCACUCGAGUAUUUAUUUCAUAAAACACCAAAUAAUAUUCCUAAAAAGAAGAGUGGAGCAACACUAUCAAGAAAGGAGUCGGAUGUAAUUUCUCAAGUUUCAGGAACUAGAUUUAUGUACUUUUCAUUGGCCAACGAAGAGAGAAGAUUAUUCUCAUCUGCUUUUGAUGUUAUUCAAUUUUUGAAAAGUGAGAGUGGACAUUUUGAUAGUGUGGAAAAUGAUGAAGCAAAACCUUUCUGGUUGGAUUGCCAACUUUCUCCCAACGAAGAUGUAGACAAAUUGAGGAGCUACUUUAAAUUUGAACCAACCACAGCAGAGAAUUGUUAUUGUGAUCACUUUGAAGUUUCGGAAAAGUGGGAAUAUUUUGAUAAUUAUUUCUUUUGUGCCACGAGUGUUAGAGUGAAAGAAGUAAAACAACAAUCGAAUAAUGAAAAGUCAGCUCCAAGUAUCAAGAAAUAUUUCUGGCAACAGGAACCUGAAAUAAUCAGAAAACCAAAACCUAAUUUAUUUCCCCAUAUUUAUUUGUCUAUACUUUUAUUCGAGAAUUGUAUAAUUACAUUCCAUGAGAAACCCUUUAUUGGAUUUGAUAUUGCUCUUGCCCAUUUGGAGAGAAAGUAUGCUAGAAUGACUGGAAGAGUGAAAUAUGUGAGAAGUCAAGAUAAUCUGAGUGCAAUAUCCUCGGCCUCUAGUUUGGAAUAUUCACUUGCAGCAUCUCCUUCUUUUGUUUUUCACAACUUGAUGGAUUCCAUUGUUGAGAAACUUAUUCCAACAGUUGAUGGUAUUACAAAGUCGUGUGACAUGAUUGAUGAGUUUGCUCUAUCAUUUUCCAGCUCAUAUCAAGGUAAUUCAGUGGUUGAGGAUAUUGCAGAUCUCAAACGUAAAAUUGUGGUUCUAAGAAAACUGAUAGUGCCAAAACAGAGAAUGUUCGUCUAUUUGGUUUCACAUUAUCUUACUGCAUCUUAUUUUGCUGAGGAUGUUAGAAUUUAUAUGAGAGACGUUUUGGAUCAUUUGACAUAUUCUUGUGACAAGUUGGAAAUGGCUGUUGAUGCUCUCUCUGAAUCCCAUACCAAUUACUUGACCAAGUUGCAAAUUGAAAUGGCACAAGCAUCAUCCAUAACAGACAAAUUCAUGAAUAGAUUGAGUUCCAUGGCUAUGAUUUACGCACCCUUAACAUUAAUUGGCACUGUAUGGGGUAUGAAUUGUCAAGUUCCGGGACAGAAUGAGGAUUCGUUGUAUUGGUUCUUUGGUAUAUGUGGGUUUAUGGUUCUGCUUGUUGUUGUCAUUGUCAUUCUAUUAAGGAAGAAAAUAUUGUAA
Messenger RNA from Naegleria gruberi, 1578 nucleotides. RefSeq lists its product as uncharacterized. Gene Ontology annotation, biological process: magnesium ion transmembrane transport. Lineage: Eukaryota; Heterolobosea; Eutetramitea; Acrasida; Naegleriidae. The coding region runs from base 1 to 1578 and encodes 525 amino acids. The record is from RefSeq and is a predicted model, not a curated record. Gene Ontology annotation, molecular function: magnesium ion transmembrane transporter activity. The transcript has a single exon. Gene Ontology annotation, cellular component: membrane.